AGGUCAGGUGUAACCUCUAGCAGCAGAUCAGAUAACAACAGGUCAGGUGUAGCCUCUAGCAGCAGGUCAGAUAACAACAGGUCAGGUGGAGCCUCUAGCAGCAGAUCAGAUAACAACAGGUCAGGUGUAACCUCUAGCAGCAGAUCAGAUAACAACAGGUCAGGUGGAGCCUCUAGCAGCAGGUCAGGUGUAGCCUCUAGCAGCAGGUCAGGUGUAACCUCUAGCAGCAGAUCAGAUAACAACAGGUCAGGUGUAGCCUCUAGCAGCAGAUCAGAUAACAACAGGUCAGGUGUAGCCUCUAGCAGCAGAUCAGGUGUAGCCUCUAGCAGCAGAUCCGAUAACAAGAAAGCAGGACAGAACACAACAUGCUUCAGUGGGAAACUACAUCUGUAAGUAGCUAGACAGUAGAUAGUGUGGACCACGUUGCCAAUGAAGAGGAAAAGAUUUAGGCCAAAUUAACCGAUACUGAAGACAUCACAUCAAUAUCAGAAGCCUCUCAGCGCUCCUCCUUCAAUACAUCCAGGUCUACUACUACAUCCAGGUCCACUACUACAUCCAGGUCUACUACUACAUCCAGGUCCACUACUACAUCAAGAUGUACUACUACAUCCAGGUCCACUAUUACAUCCAGGUCCAAUACUACAUCCAGGUCCACUACUACAUCCAGGUCCACUACUACAUCCAGGUCUACUACUACAUCCAGGUCCACUACUACAUCCAGGUCCAAUACUACAUCCAGGUCCACUACUACAUCCAGGUCCAAUACUACAUCCAGGUCCACUACUACAUCCAGGUCUACUACUACAUCCAGGUCCAAUACUACAUCCAGGUCCACUACUACAUCCAGGUCUACUACUACAUCCAGGCCCAAUACUACAUCCAGGUCCAAUACUACAUCCAGGUCCAAUACUACAUCCAGGUCUACUACUACAUCCAGGCCCAAUACUACAUCCAGGUCCAAUACUACAUCCAGGUCCAAUACUACAUCCAGGUCUACUACUACAUCCAGGUCCAAUACUACAUCCAUAUUUACUACUACAUCCAGGUCCACUACGACAUCCAGGUCUACUACUACAUCCAGGUCUACUACUACAUCCAGGUCCAAUACUACAUCCAGGUCCAAUACUACAUCCAGGUCCACUACUACAUCCAGGUCCACUCCUACAUCCAGAUUUACUACUACAUCCAGGUUAACUACUACCUCCAGGUCUACUACUACAUCCAGGUCCAAUACUACAUCCAGGUCCACUACUACAUCCAGAUUUACUACUACAUCCAGGUCUACUACUACAUCCAGGUCUACUACUACAUCCAGGUCCAAUACUACAUCCAGGUCUACUACUACAUCCAGGUCCACUACUACAUCCAGGUCCAAUACUACAUCCAGGUCCACUACUACAUCCAGGUCCACUACUACAUCCAGGUCCACUACUACAUCCAGGUCUACUACUACAUCCAGGUCCACUACUACAUCCAGGUCCACUACUACAUCCAGGUCCACUACCACAUCCAGGUCCACUACUACAUCCAGGUCCACUACUACAUUCAGGUCCACUACUCUAUCCAGGUCCAAUACUACAUCCAGGUCCAAUACUGCAUCCAGAUGUACUACUACAUCCAGGUCCACUACUACAUCCAGGUCCAAUACCACAUCCAGGUCCAAUACCACAUCCAGGUCCACUACUACAUCCAGGUCCACUACUACAUCCAGGUCCACUACUACAUCCAGGUCCAAUACUACAUCCAGGUCCACUACUACAUCCAGGUCCAAUUCUACAUCCAGGUCCACUACUACAUCCAGGUCCACUACUACAUCCAGGUCCACUACUCUUUCCAGGUCCAAUACUACAUCCAGGUCCAAUACUACAUCCAGGUCCACUACUACAUCCAGGUCCAAUACUACAUCCAGGUCCACUACUACAUCCAGGUCCACUACUACAUCCAGGUCUACUACUACAUCCAGGUCCAAUACUACAUCCAGGUCCACUACUACAUCCAGGUCCAAUACCACAUCCAGGUCCACUACUACAUCCAGGUCCACUACUACAUCCAGGUCCAAUACUACAUCCAGGUCCACUACUACAUCCAGGUCCACUACUACAUACUGGUCCACUACUACAUACUGGUCCACUACUACAUCCAGGUCCACUACUACAUCCAGGUCCAAUACUACAUCCAGGUCCACAACUACAUACUGGUCCACUACUACAUCCAGGUCCACUACUACAUCCAGGUCUACUACUACAUCCAGGUCCAAUACUACAUCCAGGUCCACUACUACAUCCAGGUCCAAUACUACAUCCAGGUCCACUACUACAUCCAGGUCCACUACUACAUACUGGUCCACUACUACAUACUGGUCCAGUACUACAUCCAGGUCCAGUACUACAUCCAGGUCCACUACUACAUCCAGGUCCAAUACUACAUCCAGGUCCACUACUACAUCCAGGUCCACUACUACAUCCAGGCCCACUACUACAUCCAGGUCCACUACUACAUCCAGGCCCAAUACUACAUCCAGGUCCACUACUACAUCCAGGUCCACUACUACAUCCAGGUCCAGUACUACAUCCAGGCCCAAUACUACAUCCAGGUCCACUACUACAUCCAGGUCCACUACUACAUCCAGGUCCACUACUACAUCCAGGUCCACUACUACAUCCAGGUCCAGUACUACAUCCAGGCCCACUACUACAUCCAGGUCCACUACUACAUCCAGGUCCACUACUACAUCCAGGUCCACUACUACAUACUGGUCCACUACUACAUCCAGGUCCACUACUACAUCCAGGUCUACUACUACAUCCAGGUCUUGUAGAGACGUGAGAGCAGAGGUUGAUCAGGCCGGCAGAGAGAAGAGGAGAAGGAGAUGGAAGGCAGAGAGGAGGAGCUGUAGGCCGGCAGAGAGAAGAG
Salvelinus fontinalis (brook trout) is the source of this 2913-nucleotide messenger RNA. RefSeq lists its product as uncharacterized. NCBI's taxonomy places the organism in Eukaryota, Metazoa, Chordata, Actinopteri, Salmoniformes, Salmonidae. The record is from RefSeq and is a predicted model, not a curated record. The transcript has 2 exons. Bases 596 to 2818 code for a protein of 740 amino acids.